AUUGUAUUUAUUUACCUAUGAUAUAUGUAUGAUAUAUUAUAUGGAUAUGGGCUGCAUUUUCCUUGACUUCUCCCAACCACAAUAAAAAGGAAUAUCCCAAAGCUCUCGAAACGAAAUAUAGCUAGCUAGCAAUCUAAGCUCAUCUCUUUUGCUCUCUCAAUUGCUCUAUAACUCACACGCAACUCUACUGCUCUCUACCAUACCUUGCCACAUCACACUAUUGCUAUUUAACAGCGCUUUGCUGCACAAUAACGGAGAAAAGCCAUUGGGAUUGUAAUACGAUAUUAUUAGCCUUUGGGGAAAUCAGGAAAUAAUCCACCCCCCGGCCUGCUUUUUAUAUAUACUUUCAAUUCAGACAAUUCAACUUACCUUCCUCGCUUAUAUACAUCUAUCACUACUAAAUUCAAACACUUGUCAAAAUCAGCAGAGCCAAACCAAACCAAACCAAAUCAAGCCACCAAAAAGACAGCAAUCAUGACUCGCGGAAACGUCGGUAUCUACAAAGUCUUCUACAAAGGCGACAACGAUGACUUCCUCGUCUUCAUCGACGAUGUGCAGGCGCUGAAGAAGUGGAAAUCGGACAGCUCGACCCCGAUGGCGCAGGUCGUGAGUGGGUUUCAGGUGUUUAUUACGCAUCGACAAGGCGCCCAGGGCAUCCAUGACGUUGCCAGCAAUGCCAUUCUGCACGCUGAGUUCGGGACGGAGGAUAAGGUUGCGUGCAUCAAGAAGAUCUUGGAGGCGGGUGAGGUGCAGGAGUCGGAGAAUCCCCAACGUUUCGGAUCAAAGAAUGACUCCAUGGGUCCACGCGUUAACCACUAGUGGGUAAUGGUUUUGGGAGAAAAAAAAAUUCACUUCGCCCUUCAAAUCUGGAAGAGUAACACAGACAAAGACCAGAUUCACCGUGGGUUAAAUAAAUAAGAGAAUUCGACGAGAUUGGAGAGUGGAAGGGGACUUUUUUGACUCCAUUCUCGGGCUAGCUGUGUUAUGAUAUAAUUUGUUUAGCUUUUUUUCUUCCCUUUUUUCAUGAAGCGUUAUGUGUAUGUAUAAAAAUUAUAUAUAUUAUGAAGAAAUUAAAUGGAUUUGAUUGAAGCCUAGUUAAACGAGCGGGGUGGCGGGGAGGCGGGAUGGCACUUUCAGGCCUUUUCCCAUUCCCUCCCCGGCCCACUGCCCUUGAUAAGGUCCAUACCAUGUCUGUUUCUGUGAUCGUACAUACAUGCAUACAAUUUCGUUCAGCGGAUUCGUUGUUUUUAACAAGAAUAAUGACUUGGUUUCGUAUCUGUACAUCCCUGGUUAGAAAUGGAGUUGUAGAUGUAUUUGUACGCAGCGUAGGUAGGAUGAGGACGGCAGGGCAUUUCAAACAACAUCAGGGCUCUAGACAGUUUUGUGUUAAGUUCAAUCAUUGACGUGAUUUAGUUGCAAUCAUCAUGUUCGGCAGCGCAAGCAAUGCCCAGGGGCGUGGUGAAUCAUGAUAGUCAACAUAGUCAACAUAGUCAACAUAGUCAACAUAACAACAACUUUUUUUGAAGGCCAAAGCACCUAGAGACGAGUGAACGGC
Messenger RNA from Blastomyces gilchristii SLH14081, 1555 nucleotides. RefSeq lists its product as uncharacterized. NCBI's taxonomy places the organism in Eukaryota, Fungi, Ascomycota, Eurotiomycetes, Onygenales, Ajellomycetaceae. The record is from RefSeq and is a predicted model, not a curated record. The transcript has 4 exons. Bases 475 to 819 code for a protein of 114 amino acids.